CUCAAAUCACAAUUGAUCGAUGAAUACCAAAUAAAGUUCUGCACAGUUGGAAUAGAGCGUGAUCCUUGACGCGCAUUUAAUCAGCGUUUGCAACGCUUUUAUGGCACAUCAAUCGCGCAUUUAGCCAGACAACUCAUUCGCAGUGCAGUGAGCAGAAAACACGCAAAAUGCAUUCGUAUAUGCAACAGUUAACGGAAGAGCAGAGCUCAACACCUCACCUCACCUCACCACCCCCUUCCCACCAAGCGUGUAACCCAUUUGCCUUGUUGGUUCGAUAAACUCGUCAUGGAGCUGACAACACGAUAGCAACAGCAACAGCAACAGCAAUAGAAAUAGGUGCAUACAGCGGGGAGCAACAAUAAAGAGCAACACUUUUUUUGUAGUGCAUUGGCAAAUGCCCAACGGUAAGGAAGCAAUCUCUAACUUAAUACGGAAAACUUGUAAAGUGUGCAACGAGAGAAAUGGAAAAAUUGAAAGGCAACCAGCAGCAGAAGAAGGUCGAGACAGGCAAUGGCAAUGGUAAUGGCAACAGUCAGCGCAAUGGCAAUCGAGUUGCCCCGAGUCCCAGUCCAAGUCCAACGGGCAGACCCAAUCCGAAUCCCUUCAAGCGGCCGAUGAAUGCGUUGCAAAAGCAAUGGUAUCGAGUGCUUCUCGCUCGACGUGUGGGCUUUGGGCAGCGGCCGCCGCAGGACGAGAAGGAGCUAACCUAUGCUGACAUAUGCCAUCGACGCUAUGUGGCCGCAUUCCGACGCUACAACGAACGUUUCCGCUGGGAAAUGGCAAUGCAUGAACAGAUGCAACGCUGCGCCAUCGACGCCAUGCGUGUGCACAGAACUUUUGCCAUUACCACGCUCUGGCUGCCGUUGCACUCGAAGAGGGAAAUCAACUCGACGCUGGAGACCCUCGAGAAGGUGCUGACGGUGAAGGAAAGGCGACGCCUCGAGGAGAUACUCAAACGAGGUGAAUCUCUGCGAACGCGACGAUGACUCGCUCACUCACUCGCUUACUGUCGCGCUUUGUGAGUCUCUUCUCCACUUUCAGUUGAGCAGCAGCAACACUUUCAAGCACAGCACUUAGGAAACUCUUUACGGACUUCUCCUCUUUCUCUCUCUCUCUCUCUUGCUGAACUUGAAUUUCACUUUGUCAGACGGAUAUCGCGUUGUGCUGUGUCGUAAAUAUUUAAUACAAAUAAAAGUGCGACUUUCACUUCAUUUAAAGCACAAGCAAAACACACACACACUCUGCUGCCCCUCUCCAACACUGUCUGCCAGUGUUGGCUAUAGCUGCAAUUUCAUCUAUGCAGCCACUUAAGACAAGCGAACUUGCAAAUGUAAACUUAAUUGAGUUCUAAGCAGAAGGGGAAAAUAAAUAGAAGUUAGCUUAAGCGGAGAGACGCUGAAGAGAAUGAGAGAUGGGACAACUAAUGCUUCCAUAUACUACUCCGAUUUAAGUUGCAUACUUUGCUUUAGU
Messenger RNA from Drosophila nasuta, 1470 nucleotides. RefSeq lists its product as uncharacterized. The transcript is spliced from 3 exons. NCBI's taxonomy places the organism in Eukaryota, Metazoa, Arthropoda, Insecta, Diptera, Drosophilidae. The coding region runs from base 462 to 986 and encodes 174 amino acids. The record is from RefSeq and is a predicted model, not a curated record.